Molecule: messenger RNA, 1879 nt
Organism: Sorex fumeus (smoky shrew)
Lineage: Eukaryota; Metazoa; Chordata; Mammalia; Eulipotyphla; Soricidae
Gene: RNF215
Product: ring finger protein 215
Exons: 9
Coding region: 25-1170 (381 amino acids)
Biological process (GO): Wnt receptor catabolic process; ubiquitin-dependent protein catabolic process; negative regulation of canonical Wnt signaling pathway
Molecular function (GO): frizzled binding; ubiquitin protein ligase activity
Source: RefSeq, a predicted model, not a curated record
CCUGUCUGUUCGCCGGGUCCCGCCAUGGGCCCCGCCGCUCGCCCCGCGCUGAGCUCGCCCGCGGCGCCGCCGCCGCCGCCGCCGCCGCCCUCGCCGCUGCUGCUGCUGCUGCCCCUGAUGCCGCUGUGGCUGGGCCUGGCGGGGCCCGGGGCCGCGGCCGACGGCAGCGAGCCGGCCACCGGGCUGGGGCGGGGCGCGGCCCGCGCGGUCCGAGUGGACGUGAAGCUGCCGCGGCAGGACGCGCUGGUCCUGGAGGGCGUGAGGAUCGGCCCCGAGGCCGACGCGGCGCCCCCGCUGGGCGGCCGCCUGCUGCUGAUGGACGUCGUGAAUGCAGUGGACGGCGAGGAGAAGGUGCCCGCCGACGACUGGAUUGCGGUGGCCUACGUGGGCAAGGAGCAGGAGACCCCCUUCCACCAGGAGAGCCAGGGCGGCGGCCCUCAGGCCUAUCCCAAGGCCCUGGUCCAGCAGAUGCGGAGGGCGCUCUUCCUGGGUGCCUCUGCCCUGCUUCUCCUCAUCUUGAACCACAAUGUGGUCCGAGAGCUCGACAUCUCCCAGCUGCUCCGGCCCGUAAUCGUCCUCCACUAUUCCUCCAAUGUCACCAAGCUCUUGGAGGCCUUGCUGCAGAGGACACAGGCCACUGCUGAGAUCACCAGCGGAGAGUCCCUGUCCGCCAACAUCGAGUGGAAGCUGACGCUGUGGACCACAUGUGGCCUCUCCAAGGAUGGCUCCGGGGGCUGGCAGGACCUGGUGUGCCUGGGAGGCAGCCGUGCCCAGGAGCAGAAGCCCCUGCAGCAGCUGUGGAACGCCAUCCUGCUGGUGGCCAUGCUCCUGUGCACCGGCCUCGUGGUCCAGGCCCAGCGCCAGGCGUCACGACACAGCCAGAGGGAGCCUGGCGGCCAGGUGGACCUGCUCAAGCGCCGCGUGGUGCAGAGACUGGCCUCUCUGAAGACCCGGCGCUGCCGCCUGGGCAGGGCCGCCCCUGGGCCCCUGGAGCCAGGCGCCGAGACAUGCGCGGUGUGUCUGGACUAUUUCUGCAACAAGCAGUGGCUCCGGGUGCUGCCCUGCAAACACGAGUUCCACCGUGACUGCGUGGACCCCUGGCUGAUGCUGCAGCAGACCUGCCCGCUGUGCAAGUUCAACGUCCUGGGGAACCGCUACUCAGACGACUAGGAGCCCCGGCUACAUCUCUGCCCAUGGGGACCUCUCCCGACGGCACCCCAGCGCCCCUGGCCAAGGCGUCAGGGGGGCCCCUGACAGUGGGGCGGCCAGAAGAGGAAGCGCAUGGGUGGGAGGAGCGAGCCCUCCCCUGCUGAGGACCGAGGGGUUCCCUUGUAUCCAUUCAGAGACAGGGGGGCCACAUCCUAAGAUGCAGGGCCCAGACCUUCCAGUCAAGGGAGAGGGCACCUCCUCUGUGACCCUGGGGUGUGUGUCUCUGCCCCCUGUGGGGAGUGAGUGUGGCCAGGGCUGCCCCUUCCCAAGCUCUGUGGCCUGCCUGGCAGCGCCCCUGGGGGCCCAGGUUUUGUGCGUUAUUUAUUGGAGGUCGGGUUGGGAGGAGCCCUCUGGCUCGGAGGCCCCCCGGCCGGACCCGUCUUUCAGGACACACUGGGUCAAGGCAGCGACGUUGAACCUAAGGGCUCCUCCACUGCCUGUAGCCCUGUCUGCAGGCGUUGGAUCUGGGGACAACAGGCCUGAACCCCUCUCUGGCCCCUGCCGCUCCGCGGUACCCAGGCCGCUAACCAGGAUACUUGAAGCCACAGGAAACGUGGUGCAUCUUCCAGGGGCAUCUUUGCUUUGGGUUUUUUUGUUUGUUUGUUUUUAAAGACUUGGGGUAAGAUGGGGAGGUUUAAUAUGAAAUAAAUACGGAUAUAUUUUAGCAGAA